This is a messenger RNA of Anas platyrhynchos (mallard), 1860 nucleotides long. It is a transcript of the gene TRUB2, whose product is annotated as TruB pseudouridine synthase family member 2. Gene Ontology annotation, biological process: RNA processing; pseudouridine synthesis. Lineage: Eukaryota; Metazoa; Chordata; Aves; Anseriformes; Anatidae. The record is from RefSeq and is a predicted model, not a curated record. Gene Ontology annotation, molecular function: RNA binding; pseudouridine synthase activity.
CGGCGGGGCGGAGCGGGUGGCACGGCCCGGAACGGCUCGGUACAGCCGGGUACAGCUCGGUACAGCUCGGUACGGCAUGGCGAGCAUCCCCGCCGGGCUUUUCGCCGUCUACAAGCCCCCGGGGGUGUCGUGGUGCCGCGUCCGGGACGCGGUGCGGGCGCGGCUGCUGCGCGAGCUGAACGAGGCCCCCGAGCCCCCCCCGAGGCAGCGCAUCCGCUUCUUGCCCACAGCCCCCGGUGCCGGUGGGGAGCCGGGCUUGGUGCCCGCAUGGGUGCCGGUGCUGGCCGAGCACCCCCUCGUCCGAGGUCCCCGGUUCAGGCAGCUGAAGGUUGGCGCUGGUCACCGGCUGGACGUGAAGGCCUCCGGAGUCUUCGUGCUUGGCGUGGGCCACGGGAACAAGCUGCUCACGGAUCGCUACCACUGCCACCUCACCAAGGUUUACACCGUCGGUGGGCUGUUUGGGAAAGCUACUGAGGACUUCUCGGACACCGGGAAGCUAGUAGAGAAGGCGACGUUUGAUCAUAUCACAAGGGAGAAGCUGGAACGGAUUCUCGCUGUCAUUCAAGGAACGAAUCACAAGGCCCUGCUGCUGCAUUCUAACAUUGAUAUGAAAACACAGGAGGCCUAUGAGCUGGCUGUCAAUGGUUUGAUUCGCCCCAUGGGGAAGAGCCCUCCGAUAAUCACAGCAAUCCGGUGCCUCCAGUUUGCGCUUCCAGAAUUCCAGCUAGAAAUCCACUGCGUGCACGAGACUCAGCAGUACCUCCGAAAAAUUGUUCACGAGAUCGGUCUGGAGCUGAAAUCAUGUGCUGUGUGCACCCAAGUGCGAAGAAUACGCGAUGGUGUUUUCACACUGGACGACGCUCUCCUGAGAACGCAGUGGAACCUGCAGAGCAUACGGAACGCAAUUUCGGACUGUCAGCUUAAAGUGAGAGAGGAGUUGGAGAAAACGCUGGGCCAUCAGGAUAAAAGCGUUCCUAAGAUGGCUGCUGAGGUGGCCCACGAACACCACAAGCAAUCUCUGUAGCACAAUAACGUCGCUGCACGCUGACAGAAUGAUGGACAGCAGAAAGAAGGAGGUUAAUUGCAGUUCACUUCCACCCUUUCCUUGAGAUGACUUUAAUCAGAGAGGCAUUUUUUCAUUGACAGGCUGUAUCUUUUUUUUUUAUUAAGCAUUGCAAACAGUUCAUUAACAGGAGUUAGCCGUGCCAAAAUUCCUGUUGACUUCAGGAUUAUUAGGUUGCCAGGGGAUAGAGAAACCCAUUCCCAAAUUGUUGAGCAGCAGGAAAUACAGACAGCAUCUUACAGAGCCGUAUUCCCUUGAUUGCACAGAUCUGUUUGUUCCUUGCAACCAGCAGCAUAACUUAUCUACUGCACAAAUUUUUAUUUUCCCCCAUGUUCUCGUAGCAGGAGUGUUUUCCUUACAUCAGCCCCACUUUCAGACACACAAGAGCCCAAAAUCAGAUUAGGAGGCAGUGAAGGAGAAAACACAGCUUCCUUGAAGCAACACAGGGAAAUGGCUAUAACACGGAGUAGGCAUGUGUGGUGGGGAAAGGGGCUUGUAGAGAACUGAUACAAAGAUGAUUUAAACAUAAGAAUAAAACUGAGAGCGACCCCAGGGGAAAGAGACUGUUACAGGGUGCAAUACUUACAAAAACCACUGAUUCAUUAAAAAAAGCUUUUUUUUUUUUUUAUACCGAAGGUAUUCAGGGGUCUGUGGUAUCCUGCCCUUUAGCAGCUGCCUGCAGUCAGCACGUACUGCUCUUCCAUGAAACGAAGUUCUGUAAUACCAGUUGUUUUCUAUUAGCUCAUUAGAUGUGGACUGGAUUUAGCAGAAAUAAACUGUGUAAGUUUAAAUGAAAA